GCCGUACGACAUCCGAAGGCAAGGGAGCCGUGCUGUCCUCCCAGAAAAAAAAAAGAUCGCGAAGAACUGAUCGAUGACAAGCACGUCCGCCUUAGGUCUUAGACUUCCAGGACGCAACAUUGAUUCAACACCCAGGUCGCCUUUCCAUCCCCCGACCCCGAGGGAAGCUGUCAGGAUGUCGCCGGCAACACCAAGCCCGAGUAGGUCACAGGCACUCGACGACAUGAUCAUGGGGACAAAUAGCAGCAGCAUCGUCUCCAAAAGAAGCGUCGAGCGCCUGUACUACCCUGAUGAGACGCACUUCUUCCGCUACUUCGUGAAGAAGUUCCAGAGGAGAGCGCCUCUCAUUAACCGCGGCUACUGGUUGAGACUGCGUGCCAUCGAUGUUGUGGUCCGCCAAUUCCUCACACGCCCGUCUGAGCGCAAGAAGCUCGUCAUCAAUCUCGGCUGUGGAAGUGAUGUAUUGCCUUGGCAGUGUCAUGCCCGUCAUGGCUCAGCAUGCGAUCGGGUGCUCUUCAUCGACAUCGACUAUCCGGAUCUCAUGUACAAGAAGCGCGCUGUUGUACUGGAGACGCCUGAAUUGAAAGAGCUGCUCGGCCAAGAAUACAUCAUCGGCGAGUCCGAUAUUCUUUUACGCAGCGAACGGUACUGCCAGAUAGGAUGCGACCUUCGACAGCUCCAGAAACUUCGUACGACGCUAGAAUCAUUUCUGUCUCUCGAUGACUGUGAGGUCUUGUUCGUGGCUGAAGUGUCCAUUACCUACAUGGACACCACGUCGGCCGACUUGCUUCUCCAGUGGGCAAGCAUCGUUGGGAAAGCCGAAUUCUGCCUUCUGGAACAGAUUCUCCCACAUGGUCCGGAUCAUCCAUUUGCUAAGACAAUGCUGAUCCACUUUGACAAGCUCAAAACCCCACCGAGAUCGGUUCGACAGUAUCCGACCCUCGACAGCCAGCGGAAUCGCUUUCUUGACCGAGGUUGGGCGGAUGUUGCCAUAUGGGAUCUUUGGCAAGUUUGGUCCGACGAUUACUUCGUGAAUGGCGAAGAGAGGUCUGCACUUGACCAGGUGGAGCCAUUUGAUGAAUGGGAGGAGUUCAUUUUGUUCUCGCGACACUAUUUCAUUGUUCACGCAGUCGCCCCUGGGGUCGUCGUGGUGGAUCGUGGUGGAAGUCUUGCUACUGGGGGCGCUGCACCAUCGCGGACACCAAACUUCGAGCGUCUCGACGUGGCCGUGACAACACACAGCAACUCGGCUCCCAGACGUCGCUAUGGGGAGGCCUUUUUGGUCUCGGACAGCCGUGGCCGAAAGUCUUUGCUUCACAUGGGCGGCUUGGGAAGUAGCGGCCGGUCCGAUAGCUGGGACAUUUACUCGCUCAGUGGGCAUAGCGAACCGCCGCGUUUGCCACUCAGGGGACCCCCUUCCAGGAUGUGCUUCACUAUGACGGACUUGGGCGACUUCGGGAUUCUGCUGGCUGGUGGCAGAACGUCCCCAGGAAACGCGCUGUCGGAUUGCUGGCUGUACCAGAAAGGCGCGAAACCCUCCUGGCAGAUGACCUGGCGACUCCCUGCCCCCUUGUAUAGGCACUCGGCAAUCAGAUUGAAGGGAACGUCUCUCGCAUUAGUCUUGGGUGGCAAGACUGGCGCGUCGACGCUCUCCAGCGAGUGCUACGUCUUCUGUCUCGAAAGAGGCUGGCUUCGGUGCCAUGUUCAAGGUGCAGAUCGCUGUGCGGCGUUUGGGGCCGUGGUCUAUGGUGAUGCUUCUGUUGAAACGAAGGAGGGAGUGUUUAGCGGUGUGGUUGCUGGAGGCAUUCGCGAAGAUGGCUGCAUCUGCACGAAAGAGUACUCGUGGCGUCUCAGCGUCCUGGAGGAACGGCCGACCAUUGAAUUCAAGGUUCUGUCUGAUUCUCAACAGCUUGGAGGAGCAUUGGCUCUGUUUGGCGCAAAAUGCGUCGACCUGGGUCCAGACUGGCUGCUCUGUGGCGGUUUGGGACACGAGGCGUCAUUCCUGGGUCGGGAUCUCGUCCUCAUUAGUAGAGACAUUGACGGGAAACGCAUUGCAAAGGUUCAUGGAGCCAAAAACGAGUCUAUGGCGUGGCCGUUCAUGAUUGGGUGUGGCGCCGUGACAACUUCCACCCGGGUCCUUCUCGUCGGUGGGGGGGCAACGUGCUUCUCAAUGGGAACAUUUUGGGACGCUGGUGUUUACAGUAUCGACAUACUAGGGGCUCUGAGCGGCGAGAAACCUAGGACACGUGGGAAUCCCGCGGUCCAGCAUACCGAGACCCGAAGGAUCGUGAGCACUGCGGGGGCCACGAGCCCGGCCGACGCGCAUGGGGAAGAGCUGACCAUUACCCAAGUACCGCGAAUAAGGCUGGGAACUGGAGCUAUCACAUUUGACGACAUACUUUCUGAUGCGAAACCGGUCAUUCUUGAGGGUCUAACCGUGGGGACAUGUGUGGAAAAAUGGACGCCGCGGUACAUGGUGGAGCAAGUCGGCGACGAUACCGAGGUCGUUGUGCACGAAUGCCACAGAGACUUGCAGAAGAUGGACUUCAACUCAAAGAACUUUGACUAUGUCCGUGACUCCUUUGGGAAGAUAGUGAGCAAGAUGCAGGCAGGGGCUCGGAUGUAUCUGCGGUCGCUGUCACGCGACAAGCCAUCAGCGGCGCCAGCGAUCCUUGAGAACGACUUUCCGCGCCUGGCAAUAGACUUUUGUUUGCCACCAGAGUUGGCUCACAUCGGCAAGAAUCUCUUCAGCUCAGUCCUUCGUAUGUCGGGCAUGGUCACCAUGUGGCUCCACUACGACGUAGGCACCACCCAGGGGGAUGCGGUGCUAGAAACGGUGAUGAACCGGAAACGCUGAUGGAAGUGCAGGUCAUGGCGAACGUAUACACGCAGGUAGUGGGGGAAAGGCGCAUGGUUCUCUUCCCACCAAGCGAUGUGACGCGCCUCUCGUUUCCGCCAGGGGCAUCCAGCUCAAGCGUCGACAUCUUCGCCGCCCUCGACGCAGAGUCGCCAGCGACGGAGGUAUUUGACCUGGCAGGAACGCAUCCAUGCGAAGCGCGCCUUGGGCCUGGAGACAUCCUGUUCAUACCGCCGCUGUGGCUCCACACGGCGACGCCCCUAUCCAACAUGAGCGUAGCGGUCAACACGUUCUUCCGAGACCUCGAGAGUGGAUACGCCGCCGGCAGGGACGUGUACGGGAACCGGGAUCUGGCGGCGUACGAGAAAGCAAGACUGGACGUGGCGCGGGUGGCCAGGAGCUUCCAGCAGCUGCCGCUCGAAACGCGGCGCUUCUACAUGGCGCGCGUUGCCGAGGAACUGCGACAGGCCGCUGAGGGUGUCUGAGGCGGCGGGAUGGCGACGAUUGUCAGCCUGCCUGCCAUGUGAGAGUACCUAGCAUCUAUAAGGACAGGCGAGUGCCGGAGCGAUGGAUGAGGUUGAGAGGUUGACGGGUUUGGCAACCAACCGAGUUACUUUUGUACUUUGCACCAAGCACCUCAUUACGACCUACCUAGUAACGUCACUACCUAGGUACUAAACUCCCAAGUUG
Molecule: messenger RNA, 3547 nt
Organism: Purpureocillium takamizusanense
Lineage: Eukaryota; Fungi; Ascomycota; Sordariomycetes; Hypocreales; Ophiocordycipitaceae
Gene: PPM2
Product: tRNA methyltransferase ppm2, variant 3
Exons: 6
Coding region: 74-2857 (927 amino acids)
Biological process (GO): wybutosine biosynthetic process; tRNA methylation
Molecular function (GO): tRNA methyltransferase activity; protein binding
Source: RefSeq, a predicted model, not a curated record